Candida dubliniensis CD36 is the source of this 2943-nucleotide messenger RNA. RefSeq names its product Kap120p (gene KAP120). Lineage: Eukaryota; Fungi; Ascomycota; Pichiomycetes; Serinales; Debaryomycetaceae. The transcript has a single exon. Gene Ontology annotation, biological process: protein import into nucleus. Bases 1 to 2943 code for a protein of 980 amino acids. Gene Ontology annotation, cellular component: nuclear envelope; cytosol. Gene Ontology annotation, molecular function: small GTPase binding. The record is from RefSeq and is a predicted model, not a curated record.
AUGGAGUUAAACAAUCAAAAUUUGGUGUCUGUUUUGACUUUUGCAAGUAAAUCAGAAAGAAGUUUAGAACAACAGAAUGCAGAGGCUCAAUUGAAGAAUUGGGAAAUUGUUCCUGGAUACCAUUAUUUAUUACAAGAAGUGUAUUUGAACACCGAGCUACCUUUACAAAUCCGUUGGUUGGCGAUAAUUUGUUUCAAAAAUGGUGUUGAUAAAUAUUGGAAGAGUUCACGAAACAACUCUAUUCAAAAACAGGAAAAACAACAAAUAAUUGCAAAAAGUAUGGAUUUGAUAAAUGAAAAGAAUAACCAAUUGAUGUUACAAAAUGCAUAUUCGAUUUCAAAAAUUGCCCGAUUUGACUUCCCCCUGGAUUGGCCAAAUUUGUUUGAUGAUAUAAUUAGCAGUUUGGAGAAAUACGUUUUUGUUGAGAAUAAUCUCGUGGCCACAAAUAAUAUGUUGAUUAUUUUGAAUCGGAUUAUAAAAACAUUGUCGACAGUUAAAAUUGGAAGAGCACGCCAUGCUAUGCAAGCAAAGGCACCAAUUGUUGUCAAUGUCUUGGUCAAAUUGUAUUCAAAGUUCUUCACUAUGUGGACAUCAAAUUUGGAUUUCACUAUAAUGCAGAUCUGUUAUUUGUGCUUGAAAAAUUUGAGGCGAAUUAUACCUGAAGGUUUUGAGCAACCACACAAGGACCACGACAUUGUUGAAUUUUUAAACAAUACAAUUGACCAUUUGCAAAUGAUAGUGCUGGAACAUGAUAAAUUUAACACAGAUUUGUUGGAACGGUAUGUCAAGUGCUAUAGCAAGCUAUACGUAUCAUUGAUCAAAACAAACCCCACUAGCUUUAUAUUGUUGCCUUGUUGUGAAAAAAUACUCACAACAUUUCUUUCGAUAUUAGAGCAAAAAGCUGAAGUGAUCUACAAUUCAUCUGAAGAAAACGAUUUUUGGGAAAUUUUGGCUUUGCGGAGUUUUAGUAUAUUGAAGAAAGUUUUGGCAUAUAUUUAUAGAGCCGGCGCGGUCACUUUAAAACAAAAAAACGACAAAAUGGAAGUUCAGACAGCUAGAAACAAAUUAUCUGGUCAUUUUUUCACUCCUGAUUUAAUUCAGAACCUUUGCGACCUUGUAAUAAAUUGGUACCUUCGAUUGAAGCCAUCGGAUUUGGAAAGUUGGUUGCUUGACCCAGAAGAAUGGUGUAAUGAAGAGUUUUCAUCUAGUUGGGAGUAUCAAAUCCGUCCUUGUGCAGAAAACUUUUAUCAAGAUUUGAUUAAAUAUUUUCCAGACUUCCUAGCUGAGUUUGUUUUGAAUAAGAUUAGCACUGGAUUGAUGGAAAAUGCGUCUGUUGACAAGAUCUUGAUCAGAGACUCUAUAUUGUGUACUUUCCAACUUUCGGGGCACGCCAUUAGUGAUCAUGUGAAUUUUGAUAAUUUGUUGGAAACCGUUUUUAUACCAGAAGGGUUGAAGAAUGACUUAGUUGAAAACAAGAUCUUAAAACGAAGAGUUUGCUUAAUUAUUUCAGAAUGGGUCAGUAUCCAAUGUUCAAGAGAACUGAGAGUAUCCAUCUACAAGUUAUUGUUAAAUUUCUUACAACCAACAAAUAAGAUCAAUGAUAAGAUUGUCAAGAUUUCAGCUGUUCAAGCAUUGUGUGCUGUUGUAGACGAUUGGGAUUUCAGCAAAACUGAUUUUCAACCGUUUUUAAAUGAUUUUGUUAAGUUGAUUAUUGGGUUGCUUGAUGAAUUCAAGUUUACAGAAUCCAAAUUAUACAUGCUAAACACAUUGUCUAAAGUCAUUGAAAAGUGUAACCCAUUGGUUGAUUAUCAAACGUUGCUUGAUAUUUUGCAAAUCAUUCCUCCAAAUUGGGAAACUACUGAAAACGAGCAGAUCAUCAAGACGUCAUUAUUGAGGUUAUUGAGAAGUUUGGUUGUAUCGUUAAAUGAGAAUUCUAUAGAAACACACCAGAUUGCCAUUCCUCUCAUCAGGGCAUGUUGUUCUGAAAAUCUGGAUAUUUAUUUGCUUGUCUCUGAGGAUGGAUAUGAUUUAUGGCUAGCCUUGUUGCAAUUUUGUCCUGUCACACAGAAUUUGAAUUCAGAGUUGGUGGAAUUGUUUCAAUUGAUCCCAGUUGGAUUAAGAAACUCAACUGAGAUUCUUCCAACAAUCAUGUCAAUUAUCAGAAGUUAUGCCUUGUAUGCCCCAGCUGUAUUUUCUGAAGAUUUGGCGUCAGAAAUAUUCCAAGUUAUUGGGGACUAUCUAAGUAAAAUGAGAGAUGAUGCGUAUGCCAUUUUUAUUGUGUUGAUGGAUAUAUUGUUGAUCAAUCCAAGAGACGAGAUGAUAGAUAGAAUUGUUUCAAGUGGUCUAUUCAACUCCAUGGUUCGCUAUGUGUUGGAUGAUAACAUGAGCAACUUUUUAAUUGCUAGAAUGUAUUUAUUGUUUUCAAGAAUUGCCGUGAGAGAGUAUUUUCUUAAAAUUUUAGAUGUCACUUCUGUUGACUUGAAAUUGUUUUUUGAGAGAUGGUUAGAGUAUUACAACCACAAUGGGAACCCAAGAAACAAAAAGAUUAAUUUGUUGGGGUUGCUUUCUGUUUUGUCUUAUUCCGUUCCGCAAAGAAUAGAGGUGUUGUGGGAGUUGUCUCCCAAGAUAAUUAAAAACACUUUGUUCUUCUUGGAAGAAGUAAAUGAAGAUGCAAGUGGACGAUGUGAUUCAUACAAUUCCAACUUGAUUUAUGAUGAUAUUGAUGAUUAUUCUUAUUUGGACCCUGAUAUCAAAGCAAACGGUGAAAAAUUGAGAUACCAUGCAUUAUUAGAUCAGUUUGAUCGGGUUUAUUCUGUGAAUCUUUUACUGCUUUUAAAGGAAUGUAUGAGUGGUUUGAGACAACAGUUGGGUGAUGCCGAUUUCAACAAUUUUAUUCAAUUGAAUGACAGUUACACCGUCGAAAAAUUAAGAGAGAUAAUGUAA